Oryza sativa Japonica Group (Japanese rice) is the source of this 759-nucleotide messenger RNA. RefSeq lists its product as uncharacterized. NCBI's taxonomy places the organism in Eukaryota, Viridiplantae, Streptophyta, Magnoliopsida, Poales, Poaceae. The record is from RefSeq and is a predicted model, not a curated record.
CCACGACAAGUAGUCCACACUCCACAUUCCACAAGCCUAUCAAACUAGAGCGCGGUGUAGGUGAAUUUUGGAGUCGAGCUGAACUGAUCGUGAGAUAUAUGGCGUUCUCCGGUGGUGGUAGGCAGCAGGGCGACGGCCCGUCCGACGGCGACGACGGCGUCCCCCGGUCGUUGAUCGGAGGCCGCCCCCGCCCCAUCCUGGAGCAGAUCAAACUUAAUGCCACACAGAUGCACAAUCUUAGGAUGCAGGUAGAGUACCUCGUGGCAGUCACCAAGACGCGGCAGCGUGCCAACGGAAGCGAGGGCACAAAUUCCCCUGCAGUUGGCACGCCUGGAAUGUCGUUGGCCGCGGCGGCGGAGGUGGCAGUGGCCGCAGUGUUGGCAGCAGCGGCAGCGAGAGCGGCAUCAGCAGCAGCAGAUAAUGCGAACGAAGCUGAAGGUUCCGGUGGAAACAAGCAGGAGGCGGCGGUGACCACCGCGCCUACUUCACCGGAGAACUGAUGCAUGUAAAGCAACAGCGUCUCCGUCCGUCUCGAGCUUUCCUCCUAGCUAGCCUACUGCUCAGCGUUAAGACUGGGCGCUAAAUAAAGGCAUGUUUAGUUCACAAUAAACUUUUCUCCAACUCCCAAUUUUCCAUCAAAUCCAAAACUUUCCUAUAUACAUCAACUCUUAACUUUUUUUUUUCAAAUUACCAACUUUCAUUAAACUUCUCCCCAAUUUCAGAUACUAUAAACACGGCCUAAGUGAGCUCCGGUAGAAG